Molecule: messenger RNA, 3302 nt
Organism: Cyprinodon variegatus (sheepshead minnow)
Lineage: Eukaryota; Metazoa; Chordata; Actinopteri; Cyprinodontiformes; Cyprinodontidae
Gene: klhl24a
Product: kelch like family member 24
Exons: 8
Coding region: 306-2096 (596 amino acids)
Molecular function (GO): protein binding
Source: RefSeq, a predicted model, not a curated record
AGAUGUAGCCUAUAUAAAGGGUUCUGUUUACAACAGAAUCAGGUAGUUGAGAGUCUUUGUUUUAGUAUUUAGUAUCACGUCAGGAUGUCCCGUUUGUGUCAUAUUUUGGCGUAUUUUUCAUAACAGUUCGAUUAAAUAUAUCAUAUAAGAAGGGGCGAACUUUUCAACAGUUUUUUUUUUUUCUAAUAUUUUUUUUCCCCCUUUGUUUUUCCUUUACUCAUAACAGAAGACAUAGGCCGCAUCUGGAAGCUUCUGUUAAAGAUCACCCAUAAGUUUAAGGAGCGUGUCUGGUAAAGGUGGUAGCCAUGGUGUUGAUUUUGGGAAGAAGAGUAAACAACAUCAACUCAGGCACCAAAGAGUCGCCGGUUGUCAAACGCAAGGUAAUGCCAGUUGAAUACAAAAUAGGCGAUAUCUUUGACUUCUGCUCUGGUGCAUCACAUUCAGAGGAGAUUCUUAAGGUGUUCAAUGAGUUUCGUGACUGCCGCCUUUUUACUGAUGUGAUCAUCAGUGUGCAGGGACGCGAGUUUCCCUGCCACCGUGCUGUUCUUUGUGCCUGCUCCUCCUACUUCAAAGCCAUGUUCUGCAAUGAUCACCGUGAGAGCCGAGAAAUGCUAGUUGAAAUCAACGGGAUUGUGGCCGAAGCGAUGGAGUCCUUCCUCAACUAUGUUUACACUGGCCGGGCCAGGAUCACCACUGAGAAUGUCCAGUCCCUCUUUGAAACCGCCAACCUCUUCCAGAUCACUACACUUAGGGAUGCUUGUGCAAAGUUCCUGGAAGACCAGCUGGACCCAUGCAACUGUCUUGGCAUCCAACGCUUUGCAGAUGCUCACUCUCUCAAGCAGCUUGCCAGCCAAUGCAAGACUUACGCGCUGGCCAACUUCACAGAGGUGUCACACCAUGAGGAGUUCCUUGACCUACGCCUUGAAGAGCUGAAAGACUAUAUUUGCAGAGAAGACCUGUCUGUCAGUAAGGAGGAGAUGGUGUUUGAGGCAGUUAUGAGAUGGGUGUACCACAAUGUGGAACUGAGACGACCCAUGCUGAAGAGUUUGCUGCAGCACGUUCGGUUGCCCCUGCUUCACCCCAAUUACUUCGUCCAGACAGUGGAGGGAGACGAGCUCAUCCAGAAUGCUCCAGAAUGCUACCAGCUUCUCCACGAGGCUAGGCGCUACCAUGUCCUUGGAAAUGAAAUGAUGUCACCCAGAACCCGCCCACGCAGGUCAACUGGCUUCUCAGAGGUGAUUGUUGUGGUUGGGGGUUGUGAGCGAGUGGGGGGCUUCAACCUGCCCUACAAUGAUUGCUAUGAUCCAGUAACAGGAGAAUGGAAGUCGCUCUCAAAACUGCCUGAGUUCACCAAGUCAGAGUACGCCGUCUGUGCCUUGCGCAAUGACAUCUUAGUGUCUGGAGGCCGGAUUAACAGCAGGGAUGUGUGGCUGUAUAACUCCCAGCUCAACCUUUGGAUCAAAGUGGCUUCUCUUGUCAAAGGCCGCUGGAGACACAAGAUGGGUGUCCUGCUUGGCAAGGUCUAUGCUGUUGGUGGAUAUGACGGGCAGAGCCGCCUGAGCAGUGUGGAGUGCUACGAUUCCUUCUCAAACCGCUGGACAGAAGUAGCUCCAAUGAAAGAGGCUGUCAGUUCUCCAGCUGUGGCCAGCUGCAGCGGCAAGCUCUAUGUUAUCGGAGGAGGGCCAGAUGAUGAAACCUGUUCAGACAAGGUUCAGUGCUACGAUCCAGAAUCUAACAGCUGGUCACUCCGUGCCAGCAUCCCCAUCGCUAAGCGUUGCAUCACAGCAGUGUCCCUAAACAGCAUGAUCUACGUCUGCGGUGGCCUUACGGAGUCCAUUUACUGCUACGACCCGGCACAAGACUACUGGAUGCUUGUGGGCCAGACCUCUUCCAAACAGGAGAGUUGUGGCAUGUCUGUAGUUAACGGAAAGAUCUAUAUCCUCGGUGGCCAAGGGGAAAAUGGUGAAGCCACGGAUAAAAUCCUAUGUUACGACCCAUCAACAGGAGACCUGACAGGAGAGCGAGGCAUGCCCCGGCCAAUAUGCUACCACGGAUGUGUAACCAUUCACCGCUAUUUUGAAAAAAAUAAGCCAUGACUCUAAACACAGAAACUCAGACAAGCAACAUGUGACACACUAAGAUAGCCAAACUGUACUUAGACAUCUACAUCUAUUAAACAGCACACAUACUGUAUAAAUGAGUCUAAAUCAAAAAUUAUUUCUUUACAUCUUUUUGUAGCAGUGCUCUCUGUAGUACUCUGAAUCCUGAAUGCUGAUCUGAACUUUUUUUUUUUUUUUUCAAAAGCACACUAAGAUAUACCCUAUUAAAAGGUUCCUGGUGUUUAAAUACAUCAGAACAAACCCCAGCACUGAUUACAAAUAUCUAUUUAAAUAAAAAUUUACUGUUUUUUUAGUCUUCAGUUUGUAUAUGAGCCAAAAUGUGGGCGACAGUCAACCAGCUGUGCUGCACCAGUAUCAGAUGUCCUCCAUAGAAGCUCUAAAGAGAAGCCCUACCAAAUUAUUAAACACUGGUCACUGAUGGCUACACUUUAUUUCAGUUUUCUAAUCCCACUUCACUUUGUGUCCCUUCACCUGAUCCACCGUGUUUCAUCAACUCAGUUUAUUUUCAUCAGUACCGUUUGUGUUCUCUAUUAUGAUCAUUUUUUUAUAUAUUCCUUUAAUUUAUACUUGUUUUUUGAUUCUUUUUUUAUAAGAGCAUGUUAUAUUGUUUGGUGUGUCUGAUUAGUAUUACUGUUAGCUUAUUGGUGUACAGGGCAUGUGGGUGGGUUUUCGUUAGGAACCUUUUUUGAACAACCUCAAGGAUUGCUCUGAUUGGCUGAUGUGUGAGUGAGUGAUAGGUUUGGAUGUUUGACUGAUGUUAUGACUCAGACAGGGCGGAUGAGUUGGAGCCAAGCAGGUUUGUCAUCAUGUUGUAGCGCCACAACCCCAAGCUCUUUUUUUAAAGCUGGCUUCUCUCACUUAAGCAUUUACAUGCAGGGACGUUAGUCUGGGUAACCUUGGAUGGAUGGGUUAUUGCCUGGUUAGGGUGUGCUGCGUUAGUAUACCUCACACAUAGGGUUAAGAGUUCAUGCUAAGGAUUUAAAACUCUGAAGCUGUCUAUGACCUUUUUAUGCAAAUCUGUAGCGGUAAAACAGAGAAAUUGCUGUGAAUAUAACUAUUGUUUUCCGUUUUGUAUGUAGAUGAUGUUUUUGUUGCAUAUUGUGUUUCUAUAACAGCCCCAAUUGUGCACUUUGACAAAACCUUUUUAAAUCUAGAGAGAUAUUGGUUUCUGUUUUUUUUUUU